Molecule: messenger RNA, 1993 nt
Organism: Hyaena hyaena (striped hyena)
Lineage: Eukaryota; Metazoa; Chordata; Mammalia; Carnivora; Hyaenidae
Gene: LIPH
Product: lipase H
Exons: 10
Coding region: 87-1442 (451 amino acids)
Biological process (GO): lipid metabolic process
Molecular function (GO): lipase activity; carboxylic ester hydrolase activity
Source: RefSeq, a predicted model, not a curated record
CUUAGCAAAGCCCUCAGUGGAAACUCUAAGGCUCUGCGUAGGAAAUCAUUCUUGUGAAUGUGACACACACUCUCUCCACUUUCCAUAUGCUGAGAUUAUACUUCUUCAUCGGUUUGAUCUGCUUCGUGAAAUCAGACACAGAUGAAACAUGUCCUUCAUUCACCAGACUGAGCUUUCACAGUGCAGUGGUUGGUACAGGGCUAAAUGUGAAGUUGAUGCUCUACACAAGAAAAAACCUGUCCUGUGCACAAGUCAUCAACUCCACAGUUUUUGGGAACUUGAACGUGACCAAGAAAACGACCUUUAUUAUCCAUGGAUUCAGACCUACAGGCUCCCCUCCAGUUUGGAUGGAGGACUUAGUACAGAGUUUGCUCUCUGUAGAAGACAUGAAUGUGAUUGUUGUUGAUUGGAAUCGAGGAGCCACAACUGUAAUAUACAACCACGCUUCUAGUAAGACCAGAAAAGUAGCAGAAGUGUUGAAGAAAUUUAUCGACCAAAUGUUGGUAGAAGGAGCUUCUCUUGACAACAUUUAUAUGAUUGGAGUAAGUCUAGGAGCCCACAUAUCCGGGUUCGUUGGAAAGAUGUACAAUGGGAAGCUGGGGAGAAUUACAGGUCUCGACCCUGCGGGCCCUUUAUUCAAUGGGAGACCUCCAGAGGACAGAUUAGAUCCCCGCGAUGCACAGUUCGUUGACAUCAUCCACUCCGACAUUGAUGCACUGGGCUACAAGGAGCCAUUAGGAAACAUAGACUUCUACCCAAAUGGAGGAUUGGAUCAACCCGGUUGCCCCAAAACGAUAUUGGGAGGAUUUCAGUAUUUUAAGUGUGACCAUCAGAGGUCCGUGUACCUGUACCUUUCUUCUCUGAGAGAGAACUGUACUAUCACUGCAUAUCCCUGUGACUCCUACCGGGAUUAUAGGAAUGGCAGGUGUGUCAACUGUGGCAUACCACAAAAGGAGUCCUGUCCCCUUCUGGGCUAUCAUGCUGAUAACUGGAAAGAGUAUUUAAAACAGAAAGAUCCUCCUAUGACUAAAGUGUUCUUUGACACAGCUGAGGAGAAACCAUUCUGCAUAUAUCAUUACUUUGUGGACAUUAUAACUUGGAACAAGAACAUAAGAAGAGGGUCCAUUACAAUCAAAUUGACAGACAGAGCUGGAAACACCACAGAAUCCAAAAUCAAUCAUGAACCUGCAACAUUUCAGAAAUACCACCAAGUGAGUCUGCUUGCAAGAUUUAAUCAAGAUUUGGAUAAAGUGGCAGCCAUUUCCUUGGUGUUCUCUACAGGCUCUACAAUAGGCCCGAAGUAUAAGCUCAGAAUUCUCCGAAUGAAGUUAAGGUCACUUGCCCAUCCAGAGAGGCCCCCAUUGUGUCGGUAUGAUCUUGUGCUGAUGGAAAACACUGAAACAGUCUUCCAACCUAUUCUGUGCCCAAAGCUGCAGAUGUAACUGUUCUCCGGACACAUGAGCACCAGUAACAUCAAGAAAGCUACGACUACCGGCUUUUUAAAAGCGUCACCUCACCUUUUCCUCAAGGCACAUGAAAAGUAUGAAAAAGCAGGGUUUUUUUUUUUCCCCAGCAGCGUCCCAUGGAUGUCACAUUGCAAAAUGUCAAACGACCUUGGAUUAUGCAACAAUCCUGGGAAGGGAGCCCCUAAGUAGGGCAAGUCAGAAAUAGCCAGGCUCCCAACAGCCCACAGUCUUGUGUGGCUGUGUCCUGGGGCCCUUUGUUCCGGCCUGUCAGUUCUGCUGCCAGUCACUCAGGCAGCUCUGCUCCGCAAGCAUCUUAAGGGGAAGGUCCAGCGGGAGACCUCACUCUGGCCUCGACCCCACAUGCCCUGUGCCAAAGCCCUCCAGCUCGCUGCAUGCAGAAAGGAAUGCAGACUGACCUACCUCACAGGGUGGCUGUGUGGGUGUGGGAGGCAAGUCUGUGAAGGAUUCUUUGAAAUCCCACAGGGGCCACAUCUGUGAGUGGUUUGAUAAAUGUGAAUGUGCUUUUA